Molecule: messenger RNA, 2607 nt
Organism: Pantherophis guttatus
Lineage: Eukaryota; Metazoa; Chordata; Lepidosauria; Squamata; Colubridae
Gene: SYNDIG1
Product: synapse differentiation inducing 1
Biological process (GO): synaptic vesicle clustering; positive regulation of synapse assembly
Cellular component (GO): excitatory synapse; synaptic vesicle membrane; postsynaptic density membrane
Source: RefSeq, a predicted model, not a curated record
CUUUAGGACCUGGGGGGAGCUUUGUGCUGGUGUCCCCCGUUCUCUGUGCAGGGUUGUAAAUUCCUUCUGUCAAGGCAGCCCAGCCGCGAUUGCAGCGGCAGCAGAAGCUUGGGAGACCCGCUGCUGUUCGAUCGCCUAGCUAGGGCUGUAGCGCCUGGCACCGGCUCCCAGUCUCGGUCCGCACCAUGCUGGGGCGGCGGCGGCGGCAGCAACCUUGGAUGGUACGAUUCCUACUCUCUGCCGCUUUUCCCGACCUCCCGUGUAUUUUUCCCGCCACCACGAGGCGAGACCUCGCUGGCUACAGCCCACCCCUCCGUGGAAUCGCCGUCUGUUGCUGCUGCCCCUUUUCCCUCCGCGCCCCAAACUCGCUGCUUUGAUUUGUAUCCAGGGCGUUGUAGGUAGGAGGCCAGCGAGGAGGGAGGAAGGCAGGUGGACUUGGAAAAACAGCCGCUUUCCGGAGGUCCUGCCGCCGUCCCAAAUUCGACGGAGACGCCGGAGGUCACCUUCCUCCUGCCUAUAUUGCUGCGUCGUCCCAGGUGAGGAAAAUGGAAUAUUUUUUUUUAAAUGUGAUUUUUGUCAGACAAAUGAUAAUUCAUUGAGACAACAGAGGAAUCCAGGAUGGAUGGCUUAGUUAAACAAAAAGGUGUGCUUAAAAAGCAUAAUAAGGCAAUUGAUGCCAAGAAGAAGAAUGGGUUGAUUAACACAAGGAACUUAAUGGCUGAAAACAGGGAGGGGUUGGUAUCUGUGUAUCCAACUGCUCAGUAUCAGGGUCGGCCAGUUGGGCCUCUCUAUCCACCAAAUGACCCAAUACAACAGCUUCUUGACCCCAGUACUCUGCCACAGACAGUAGAAUCCCGCUAUCAUCCAAACAUCAUCCUCUAUUCAGAAAGCAUGCUACGAUCCUGGGGAGAAAGCUUGAGUGCAGAAUGCUGUGAAACAACUUUUAUUGAGGACAAGUCACCCACCAAAGGCUGCCUGGAUUAUCCUGAAGGCAAAUUUGUCAGUCUAUCUGCAGAUGAGAUUAAGAUCCAGACCCUCUCCUAUGAUGUGGAAGAAGAAGAAGAAGAAGAUGAUGAUGAUGACGACGACGACUUCCAAGAACUAGAGAGUGAUUACUCAAGUGACACUGACAGUGAAGACCAUUUCCUUAUGAUGCCUCCCAGAGAUCAUCUUGGGCUCAGUGUGUUCUCCAUGCUGUGUUGUUUUUGGCCGUUGGGAAUAGCUGCUUUCUAUUUGUCACAUGAGACAAACAAAGCCAUUGCUAAAGGGGAUUUCCACCAAGCAAGCUCCAGUUCACGGAGAGCUCUCUUCUUGGCUGUGCUAUCCAUCACCAUUGGAACAGGCAUCUAUGUAGGAGUUGCUGUAGCACUCAUAGCUUAUCUAUCAAAAAACAACCACAUAUGAAAUUUGACAAAUUAGACUGCUACCAAAAGCUAUAGAGGAAUGAUGUCGUACCUUUCAAAUAUAAAUAGUUUUGAGAGUGAGAAGGGCUGUCAUAAAUUUAUACAAUCUGAAUUCUGAAGAAAAAUAUUCUGGAUCUUUUUUACUUUUCUGAUUUAUUUUUAAUAUUGGCAAAACUGUUAUUGCAAGAAAGCCAUGGGCAUUUCCAAAUACCCAAAGGUAGCCUCAGACCUUGUUUGUAUUUUUUUUCUGGUCUAAAUUAUGUUCAACUCCAAAUUUGGGAUCACCUGUCAAAAAGUAAGAGUCAUCUGAAGUUACAAAACUAAAGGUAGAGGGUCUGAAAGUGGUUUUGCUAUCCCAGAAAGCUAAUUCUGGAUUUUGGAUGGCUAAGAACUAGUAACUGUCUUAGUGCUUAUCCAUGAUUAAAAUACAAACAAAGCUGCAGAAUCAAUGUAAUGUAGGAAUAGCAAGGGACUGUCAGUUCUUUUAUUCAAUCAUAAUCAGAAAAGGGCCACCCCUGAGCCAAAUGAAAUGCAGUAGAUGAGGUGGCAGAUUUUGGUGUUAUAAGGAACAGCAGAAUGGGAAAGUGAGGGUUCCAGUUAAAGUAUAAAGUUGUUACAUACUUUGCAUAAACUGCACUGGAAAACACAGAAGCUGUUUAACACAUAACAGUGUUCUUGUGCAACCCUAUUCUUUGACUCAGUGUAGCUUACACAGGAAUAUUUCUAUACGGAUGGUUCAUAGAUGAUUUCAUUGAACAGCUUUGAAGUCAAAGCAUCUUGUGCUGGUUGGCCCUACUCCUAUAAAAAAAAACAACCUAGCUUACAAAGCAUGCUAUUCUUUCUGGCAGCAUCUCUUUUCCAGAGAGGAUUUUUUUCAGCAAGUAAAUAUACGAAACCCAUCCAUAAAUGUCAUGGCAAGGCAUGAGGUAUCUAUCACUGAGAAAGCAGCCUACUGGCACAAAAAUGUUUUCUUAGCUUACAGACUCACAUCUGAGCAAAACUGGAAUAUGUUGAAAAAUGUCUCUUGGUACAAAACAUGAAUAAGCAAUGGUCAUAUUGUAAAGAAUGUAUUUAAUAUUUUAAAAACUGUGUCUAAAAAUCAUGAUAUAACAUAUCUCUUCUAAUGGUCUUUUGCUCUCUUGAAGCAAUCUUUUCAUGUGGCAUUUUACAGAAUCUUAUAAAACCAUUCACUACAAUGAAAUAA